AUGAUUGGCUCUCUGGCAUCUCCUUACCCGCUUAAGAGCACAACUGACGCUGAGCUACAAAAGCUCACCCAAGCACUCUGGAACUGGAAUAUCUGCGAGGCAUGUCAGAAAGCCGAGGCAUGUACAAACUUGGAAUGCUCAUGGAGGCGCUCAGCUCGAUUAGAGCACUUCUUUGACUUUUACAAAUAUGUCACGUCGUCCUAUGUCCCAGAUUUGCUACCCGCCAGCACCCCAGCCUUGCGCAACCAUGAAGACGUUUGCGACAUCAUCAAUCUGCUCCAGGCUCAUCCCGAUGUGAAGCGCUCCGAGUUGAUGCAUGAAUACUUUUCCAAGAGGGACAAACCACCUUCGUCCAGUGAUCAGCAUUGGGCAUUCAACCUUGCCAUGCAAGUCAUGUCCAUGGUCAAGUGUUCAGCUGAAAACCAACCAUCCAGUCUGCUAGAACUCGGGGCUCAGGCAUUCCAGUGGCAUUCCGACGAGUCACCUACUGGAUUCAUUUCAAGAGCGUUUCCGCAAAAGGAUACAGGCAAUCUCCAUGUUCACGAUGACUCGGGCGAAAUUAGAGAUAUAAAACCAGCCUUAACAGCCAGACGUCUAAAGAAGGUUGCAGGGCUGAGGCUUCAAGGGACUGAUGACCUGCGAAACCAUCUGAGGAUGGACGUCAAAAGGGGGGUUGUGGAGAUUUACCAUUACACAAGCGUCUUGAGGGAGCAUCUGGCGGCAUCACGGACGUUGCCCUCCAUUUCAGCGCAAGAUCCGAGUUUUGGUGAAAUUUGUAACUCUCCAACGGCAGGCACUAAUCGUCUCAAUCUCAGAGGAAAUAUUCCCAGACAGAUCGCCCUCGAAGCUCUGGAUUCAAUGCAAAAGAUCCUCUUCCCAUUCGACUCAGACUCCGAGCAGAUUCUCUGCGACCUUGUGUCUAAAGAAUCCUUCGACCCCGAUUGCCUGCGAUAUGACUCGGCCGUCUAUCGAAGAGAAGGUGAAGAAGCAGCUUCUUACAACUACUUUGGCAGCCGACUCGUGGAUCUAUUCAAGGAGCUGGAGGAUCCCAGCCCCCGCGGCAUCCUGGAGAAAUGGCUUCAGCGCAAAAGCGGCGCUCGCUAUAUGAUGAUGGCGACACUCGUUGGCGUUAUUAUAGCGAUUAUUCUGGGAAUUCUCGGGCUGGCUGUUGGGGUAUUCCAGGCUUGGGUGUCGUACGAAGCUUGGAAACAUCCUGUGAGCUCUAGGAACUAA
This is a messenger RNA of Trichoderma aggressivum f. europaeum, 1233 nucleotides long. RefSeq lists its product as uncharacterized. The transcript has a single exon. NCBI's taxonomy places the organism in Eukaryota, Fungi, Ascomycota, Sordariomycetes, Hypocreales, Hypocreaceae. Bases 1 to 1233 code for a protein of 410 amino acids. The record is from RefSeq and is a predicted model, not a curated record.